AUUUCAUGCAGUUAUUUUUGAUAUUAUUACCAAUUAUAAUGUAUAUAGCAAGUUAAUAACUUUUGUGAAAAUAAGAGUGUUCCUAGCAAAUGUAUACUUAGUGGUUUUUAAGUGGUUUCAAGCCUUUUAUCGUAGACAGUAUUAUGUCUGCGUGAAAAUGCCUGAGAUAUGCUGCGUGGAUGGGUGCGUUCCAGCAAAAGAUGAUGUAACAUACUUUAAAUUCCCGAACAGCAGAGCCCUCCGUCGUAAGUGGCUCGACGCAAUACCUUCAACGUCGAUCAAAGUGACGCUGGACACAGUGGUGUGCAGUCGACACUUCCUCGCCGAGCAGUAUGAGGUGGUCAGGCAGAAGAGGAGGCUCAAAGCCAAGGUGGUGCCCAGCGUGUUCGACCAGAUUAAAACCCCAACAGCCAAAGAUGACGAGCUUAUAUCCUCUAAACAAACAGACACAGCCAACGAUAGAGUCGCAUCCGACGUUACCACAGACAAUAAACCCGACACAGAACAACGUACAAACUCACCCAACCAUAGACUACAAGAGAACACAUCCAAAAACGAGAGCUGCAUGACAAAUGGACUUAAAGAAGAUAUUGUGAAAAGAAGUCAACCGGACAAUGUAUCUAUUACGGAUUCCGAAAUCAGUAACAAAGACAUCGAGGACAUCAUCACAAACUAUCAGAUCAAACAAACGAGGCCCGUGCAUCAGGGGACGGAAACAGAAACGGGCGGAAAUAGAGAAACGGGCGGGAGCACCCUCGCCGCGAACGCUUGCAUAGAGGUGGAAGUGCCGCCGUUUGCAGGAGAAAUACAAGUAGAGAGAAACGAUAAAAUAGAAAUAGGGAGAAAUGGGGAAAUGGAAAUAGGGAAAAAUGGGGAAAUUCAAAUGCGGAGAGAGGAAGCCAGCCAAGUGAUCGAUGUGGACGACGAAGCGGAGCCGGUGUUCAUCGAGGUGUCAGUGGGAAAAGGCGGCGACCAGGACUGCGUCAUGCUGCUGGAGAGCGUGCAGUGCGACGUGGACCCGCGCUGCCUCGUGCUGCCCGAGCGCGCGCCCGCCAGCCCGCCCGCCCGGACGGACGGCCCCAUCAGCCUGCUGACGUCGAGCGACGAGGACGAAGUCAUCAUCGAGGAGCCGCACUACGACCUGGUGGAGGUGUCGGACGAGACGGACGAGGACGACGUGCCGCUGGUGCGGCUGGCCGGUGCCGCGCCGCCGUUUGCGCCGCACGAGCACGUCUGCCUGCAGUGCCGCUACAGCAGCACCAGCCCGGCCGACUACGCGCGGCACCUCGAGCGGCACGCGGCGCUGCGCGUGUGCGCGCUGUGCGGCCACACCACGGCCAGCCGCCAGCAGCACGCGCGCCACCAGCGCCAGCACCGCGCCGAGCGGCGCCACCACUGCCCGCACUGCCGCUACCGCGCGCGCCACCGCAUGAGCCUGCUGUACCACAUGCGCGCGCACCGGCCCCCCCAGCCCGCCCCCCACCCCGCCCCGCCGCCCACGCACGCCCGCAAGUUCCCGUGCGGCUCGUGCGGCUACGUGGCCGCGCGCGGCGGCACGGCGACGGCGACGACGACGACGACGACUACGUGCCGUAGCGUGCCGGCGCGCGCUCGGGGGCGCCCCUAG
Pararge aegeria (speckled wood butterfly) is the source of this 1627-nucleotide messenger RNA. RefSeq names its product PR domain zinc finger protein 2-like. The transcript has 7 exons. Lineage: Eukaryota; Metazoa; Arthropoda; Insecta; Lepidoptera; Nymphalidae. The record is from RefSeq and is a predicted model, not a curated record. The coding region runs from base 158 to 1627 and encodes 489 amino acids. Gene Ontology annotation, molecular function: sequence-specific DNA binding.